GCGUUACUGCCCAUCUCUGCUCAGGAAUUCCUUUCUGUCAAAAAUGAACUGUAGUAGUCCUUAAUCCAAGACUAGCAUGGGGGUUGCAAGCCAAUCUCACUGGCUCUCCAGCCCGAGGCACCGUCCCUGAAUCUUUAUGCUGCUCCUGUCUAACUGCAGAUAGUCUUUCCAUAUAAGAGUUCAAACUUUUGAUUGCCUUGCCUUAGACAAGGAUUAUACGACUUUGUAGUUUAUUUUGUGGGCUUUCUUGCUGUGAAUAUCCUCUUUCUGUUAGCCUGAGGGGUAUGAAUGGCAGUACCAAAAUAUGAUUUUGUUCCAUCAGAUCUCUACGCUGGAAGAAAGGCUACAGGCACCAGUGUUGGAAAAUGGAGAGAACUUCUCUGUUGGUGAGAGACAACUGAUGUGUAUGGCUAGGGCUCUACUCCGUAACUCCAAGAUUAUUCUUUUAGACGAAGCCACAGCAUCCAUUGAUUCAGAAACAGAUGCUCUAAUUCAAAACACCAUCAAAGAGGCCUUCAAAGACUGCACCGUGCUCACCAUAGCGCAUCGCAUCAACACUGUUAUGCAUGCAGAUCGUAUUCUGGUCAUGGACAAAGGACAGGUGGCAGAAUUAGACCAUCCAGAUGUGCUGAAGCAACGGCCAAACUCUCUGUUCUCAUCACUCCUGACAGCUGCUAAUACAGUAAACUCCUGAACAGAAGGACAACCAAAAAAAACUGCUGCAUAGUAGUCACUGGGCAUGUCCAUAACAGUUAUCCAUAUACACAGCCAUAUCGAAGUCUGUACUGUGAUACGACAAUCUUUUCUGGUGUGCUUGUAUGAGAUGUAACUGAGCAGCAGAGAUGGAAACUGAUAACAGUGCAGGAAAGACAACAUAACUAUUUACAAAGUUCAAAAACUAUGUAUUUAUCUCUCCUGUCUGCUGAUACAAAAGAAUGAGCACUGUACUUUACUGGGUUUCCCUUCAUAUUUCGAAUGAGAUGACUUCUUAUGCAUGUUAUAGUUUAAUUACGUUAUGUAUUUGCCAAGUCUUUCUUUGCUGCCAUUAAAUGUAAUUUAAAUCUCCUGUUUUUUAUUUCAUUGUUUUUUGUGAGACAUUGAAAUUUACAAUGCAUUUUUUUUUGAAGUGUAGGUAUAUACAAAUGACCCUGAUAAGAUCUGUGCUAAUAAAUUACCAAAAUUUGUAUGUUUCAGUAU
Molecule: messenger RNA, 1197 nt
Organism: Neolamprologus brichardi
Lineage: Eukaryota; Metazoa; Chordata; Actinopteri; Cichliformes; Cichlidae
Source: RefSeq, a predicted model, not a curated record